AUGCAAAACAUCUUCCACAAGGUCGAAAGCGGCAUCGACGGCCUGUUUCAUGGCGGCGAGCACCACUCGCACACACACCAUGGCUACGACUGUGCCGAGUCGCACUCGGACGAGCAUAACGGCAACCGCUUCCAGUCCUUUGCGCCGCAGACCACGGGUCGCGCCAAGUGGUACGUCGAUGGCUGCUCGUACUUUUGGGCCGUGUCCGAGGCUCUCGCGCAGGCCCGCGAGACCAUCUACAUUCUCGAUUGGUGGUUGAGCCCCGAGCUAUACCUACGCCGCCCGCCGUCGAGCAACGAGCAGUACCGCCUCGACCGGAUGCUCAAAGCGGCUGCCGAGCGCGGUGUGCAAAUCCGUGUCAUUGUGUACAAGGAGGUGCCGCAGGCCCUGACGUUGAACUCAGAGCACACCAAGCAUGCCCUCGAAGCCCUGCAUCCCAACAUUCGCGUCUUCCGGCACCCGGACCAUCUACCGAGCGGCCACGACUUUCAGGCCGAUUUUGAGUCUGCUUUCAAGAACAUGAACCUGCGUACUUUCGACCUUAGUAAGCUUGGAAAAGACGCGCUCAAGACGCUCUACGGCACCUCCGACGACGUGGUCCUGUACUGGGCGCACCACGAGAAGCUGUGCGUCAUCGAUGGCCACAUUGCCUUUAUGGGCGGCCUUGAUUUGUGUUUUGGACGCUGGGACACCAAUAGUCACCCCAUUGCCGAUGCCCACCCCGAGAACUUGGACGAUAUCCUCUUCCCGGGCCAGGACUACAACAAUGCACGCGUCUACGAUUUUGAGGACGUCGACAAAUGGGAGAAUAACAAACUCGACCGUACGAAGAGUUCCCGUAUGGGCUGGUCCGACAUCAGCAUCAGUCUAUCUGGUCACAUCGUAAACAGCCUCGUCACACACUUCAUCGACAGAUGGAACUACAUCUUCAACGGCAAGUACGUCUCUCGCAACGAGGGCUAUGAGAAAAUACCGUUUCCGUUGAAGUUACACCAUGUUCCCGACAGCCUGCGUGACACAGGCGAGUCCAUCUAUGCAGGCGGUCAGCGCUUUGUUGGCGGCAUCCAGCGUCAUUUGCACCAUGGCAUGAGCCGUAUGUUAGGCGAGAGCGACGGUGAAGAAGGUGGUGAAGAGCGGUCCCGGGACGGUAGCCAUCACCAAAGUUACGGCCAGGGCCAUGGUCCGGCUUUCGGCAGUGGUGACCUGGGCGGUGUGCACAUCCAGCUCACUCGCAGCUGCUGCCAGUGGUCUGCGGGCCACAAGAUCGAGCACUCCAUUGCCAAUGCCUACAUAUCCGCCAUCCUGAACGCCGAGCACUUUGUCUACAUUGAGAACCAGUUCUUCAUUACCGCCACCAGCGACGACCAGCACCCCGUCAGCAACAAGAUCGGCCGCGCCAUUGUCCAACGCAUCGUGCGCGCGCACGAACAGGGUGACAAAUUUGGCAUGGUUGUCUGCAUCCCUGCCGUGCCCGGCUUUGCCGGCGACUUGCACGCCGACGGCGCUCUCGGCACGCGUGCUAUUAUGGAGUACCAAUACAACAGCAUCAACCGUGGUAAGAACAGCAUCUACGGCGCACUGAUCGCCGCUGGCGUCUCCGAUCCUGCACACUACCUGCGCUUCUACAACCUGCGCAACUACGAUCGUAUCAAUACUACGCCGCUCAUGGGCCGUGCCGAAAAGGCCAGUGGCGUCGCAUACGAGGACGCGCGCCGCGAGUUUGACGAUGCCGUCGAAUCUGGGUACGACGGCUACAGCCGCGAAGGGGGCAAGGUCCACAGCGAGCUUGGUGACAGCUACCGUCGCUACCAGGCCGGUGCUGCCGACAUCACUCGCGAUCAGCCGGACCUGCUCAAGACCGCGGACACCGUCUCGGCCUCGUACAUGGACGGUGGCCCAGAUCUGACAAAGCGGGGAUGGAUGGGCGAGGGCGCGCCGGGCCUCACUGGGGACGGCGGUGAUGCUGAGCUUGCGGCGUUCGUAAGCGAGGAGCUGUACAUCCACACCAAGGUGCUCAUCGCCGACGACCGUCUCGUCAUCUGCGGCAGCGCCAAUCUCAAUGACCGCUCGCAACUCGGCUCGCACGACUCGGAAAUCGCCGUCGUCAUCGAAGACCCAGAGCACCCCGUCCACACCACCAUGGGCGGCAACCCGUAUGUCGUGGGUGCCUUCCCGGCCAGCCUGCGCCGCCAUCUGUUCCGCAAGCACAUUGGCCUGCUGCCUGACCAGCGCUGGGACCAGCCCACGCAGAACUUCUCGCCCAUUACCGUGGCGCCAAACGCGUAUGACUGGGACAGCCCGGCCGACCGACUGGUAUCGGACCCUCUGAGCGCCAACUUUACGCGUCUCUGGCAGACGACUGCCGCCACCAACACCGCCGUCUUUGACGACGUCUUCCACUGCGUGCCCUCGGACCGCGUCCGCAACUGGGACCAGUACGACUCGUAUUUUUCACAGUACUUUAAGAUGCCCGGUGCGAAAGAGGAUGAGAGCGCCAAGCGCAAGAACAAAGACAAGAAGGAACAGGACAAAGCAGUGGCCGCGUUGCAUCCAUCCCAAGAUGGGCACGAUGCUCCGAACACCCCAUCACCGUCCACACCGCCGACCAAGGUCGACUACGGCCAUGUCGUUCCCAGCUAUCCUGGCGGUGUCGUCGCUGUUAAGGAGCGCCUGGCCGAGGUGCGCGGCAACCUGGUUGAGAUGCCGCUCAACUUCUUGAUCGAGGUCAAGGACCUGGCCAAGGAGGGUCUCACGCUCAACUCGCUGACGGAUGAGCUCUACACAUAG
Sporothrix brasiliensis 5110 is the source of this 2787-nucleotide messenger RNA. RefSeq names its product phospholipase D. The coding region runs from base 1 to 2787 and encodes 928 amino acids. The record is from RefSeq and is a predicted model, not a curated record. Gene Ontology annotation, molecular function: D-type glycerophospholipase activity. Gene Ontology annotation, biological process: phosphatidic acid biosynthetic process; intracellular signal transduction; cell motility. The transcript is spliced from 7 exons. NCBI's taxonomy places the organism in Eukaryota, Fungi, Ascomycota, Sordariomycetes, Ophiostomatales, Ophiostomataceae.